Trichosurus vulpecula (common brushtail) is the source of this 1620-nucleotide messenger RNA. It is a transcript of the gene ACP7, whose product is annotated as acid phosphatase 7, tartrate resistant (putative). NCBI's taxonomy places the organism in Eukaryota, Metazoa, Chordata, Mammalia, Diprotodontia, Phalangeridae. The record is from RefSeq and is a predicted model, not a curated record. Gene Ontology annotation, molecular function: acid phosphatase activity; metal ion binding.
AUGAUACUCAGUUUUGCUGGUCUGGGCUUCAGGGGCUGCCUGAGCAUGGAAGAAGAGGCCGGGCUGCAAGAGUUGGAGCUGGCCAAGGAGGGCUUGACCUGGGUCUUGGAGAAAUGCUUUGGAGAAGGGGAGGAGAGAAGGUGUCCCCAGUGGGGUAGGAGUGACAGACUGGGGACACCCCCCAGAGGGAGGGGGUGUGCUAGGAUGACCCCAAAGGCUGUGAAAUCAACCAGUGGAAUGUUGAAAAGACCAAAGACCUUGCCAAAUCCUACCCAGCAACAUCCCCUGGCUCCCUGCUCCCUCAGUAUGAUUGCUGCUCCAAGCCUCACCUGUUACUGCCUCCUCUUUUUCUUCCUUUUGGGUGAUGCAGGGGCUGAGGAGUUUCGAAAGGCUGCCCCAGAACAAAUACAUUUGUCCUACCCAGGUAAACCUGGUUGCAUGACGGUGACCUGGACCACUUGGGUACCAGCUGCCUCUGAGGUCCAAUUUGGGAUGCAGCCAGGCGGGGUUCUGCCCCUGCGGGCCCAAGGCACCUCCAGCCUCUUCGUGGAUGGUGGCAUCCUGAGGCGGAAGCUGUACAUGCACCGAGUUACCCUCCAGGGGUUGCUGCCUGGUGUCCAGUAUGUGUACCAAUGUGGCAGUGCCCAAGGCUGGAGCCGAAGGUUUCGCUUCCGGGCUCUCCAGUCUGGGCCCAACUGGAGCCCCCGCCUGGCUGUCUUUGGUGACAUGGGGGCUGACAACCCGCAGGCUCUGCCCCGACUCCGAAGGGAGACCCAGCAGGGGAUGUACGAUGUGGUGCUGCACGUGGGAGACUUUGCCUAUAACAUGGACCAGGACAAUGCAAGGGUGGGCGACACCUUUAUGAGGCUGAUCGAGCCUGUGGCUGCCUCCGUCCCCUACAUGACAUGCCCCGGGAACCAUGAGGAACGCUACAACUUCUCCAAUUACAGAGCACGUUUCAGCAUGCCAGGGAACACGGAAGGGCUCUGGUAUAGCUGGGACCUGGGGCCUGCCCACAUCAUCUCCUUCUCCACUGAAGUCUAUUUCUAUCUCCACUAUGGACGGCAUCUGAUUCAGAAACAAUUCCGCUGGCUAGAGAGGGAUCUGCAGAAAGCCAAUGAUAACCGGGCAUUGAGACCGUGGAUUAUAACAAUGGGGCACCGUCCCAUGUACUGCUCCAAUGCUGACCUGGAUGACUGCACACGACACGAAAGCAUAGUCAGAAAAGGCCUUUCCGGUGGUCGCUAUGGCCUGGAGGACCUCUUCUACAAAUAUGGAGUUGACCUGCAGUUGUGGGCCCAUGAGCACUCCUAUGAGCGACUCUGGCCUAUCUAUGACUACCAGGUCUAUAACGGAAGCCAAGAAAGUCCCUAUACCAACCCCCGUGGACCCAUCCACAUCAUCACUGGAUCUGCUGGCUGUGAGGAAUUGCUGACCCCUUUUGCCCCUUUCCCGAGGCCUUGGAGUGCCAUCAGGGUGAGGGAAUACGGCUUCACCCGGCUCCAUGUUCUUAAUGGUACCCACCUCCAUGUGCAGCAGGUGUCUGAUGAUCAGGAUGGGAAGAUUGUGGAUGAUGUAUGGCUGGUCAGACCUAAGCAAGGCCGUAGGACCUACCUCUAG